Messenger RNA from Leishmania braziliensis MHOM/BR/75/M2904, 780 nucleotides. Lineage: Eukaryota; Euglenozoa; Kinetoplastea; Trypanosomatida; Trypanosomatidae. The record is from the annotation of a RefSeq genome assembly.
AUGCCAGACGAUUCAUGAUGUGAACGCGCACCACUACAUCUCGCGUCACCGCCGAGUGACCCGUACCCAUUCCCUCAUACCGCCACCUUGAGACUGUCCUUUGCUGCGAAUGCCGCCGUUUUGCAGGAAACGUGCCUGUUCGUGUUACUCCUGCGCCACCCGCUGCGGAGCAGCUCACUGGCGCCGCUGAAUUCUCUCUCAGAGCGAGAGCCUUUGCAGUUCAAAGUGUACGACACGGCCGAAGCGGAGACAGCGCACUACAAUCUGCAGAAUGGCGGCUAGCGGUCGUGUUUACCGCGUUCGGUUGAGCCAACUUAGCUUAGGGCAGCCACCCCAGCCAUCGACGUUCAACUGGAGUCUGGCGCCAGUGCAGACCUCACCACCGGAUACGCUUAAAGCAGCUGAGGGUUACUUAGGCGAGGGCGGUGACACUCGCAAAAGAAUGCGGCCGCGUCUUUGCAGCAACGACUACCUCGAGCAUUUCAUCUGGCCAACGCCUGCUGCGGGGGUCGUGAGGCCUAAACUUGUCGCAGACUGCGCGUGGGUGGAUGUAUCCACCGUGCGGUCGCACGCUCUUUACCACUACGAUGAUGCCUUCUGGGUACCCUUCAGCACAAGUCACAGCUUCGCCGCGUGGCAUCGCGCGUCGCUGUGUGCAGCACGAGAUAGCAAAUGCGCUCCAGGCGGCAUGGGGGCGCGGGUGUGGUUAGGCAAUUUGGUAUAUGUGCAGCUGAUUGCAACACCCGGCGCCUAGCACUACGCAGAGGUGUCGAUACUUAA